Molecule: messenger RNA, 213 nt
Organism: Dentiscutata heterogama
Lineage: Eukaryota; Fungi; Glomeromycota; Glomeromycetes; Diversisporales; Gigasporaceae
Source: the annotation of a GenBank genome assembly
AUGUUGUAUACAAAUCUUAAAGGUCAAAAAUGGCCUGAACAUCAAUUUACAGAAGCCAGAAAAGCAUUAAAUGAUAUGAUAGAUAGCCCACUUAUAACUCUCCAGAACUCCCAAGUAGUUCAUAACAAAAGAUGUCCUUCUGGUGCUCAAAAUCAGCAACCAACUAGCUCAACAACAAGAGACCCCUCUGGUUUUGAGUUAAUCGAUAAUAAA